Lampris incognitus (smalleye Pacific opah) is the source of this 2042-nucleotide messenger RNA. RefSeq names its product testis expressed 261 (gene tex261). The record is from RefSeq and is a predicted model, not a curated record. Gene Ontology annotation, molecular function: COPII receptor activity. Gene Ontology annotation, biological process: endoplasmic reticulum to Golgi vesicle-mediated transport. Gene Ontology annotation, cellular component: COPII-coated ER to Golgi transport vesicle; Golgi membrane; endoplasmic reticulum membrane. The transcript is spliced from 6 exons. Bases 88 to 678 code for a protein of 196 amino acids. NCBI's taxonomy places the organism in Eukaryota, Metazoa, Chordata, Actinopteri, Lampriformes, Lampridae.
ACUUUGGCCAUUAGCGCUUAGCGGCUAACCGUCUCUUUUUGUACAUAAUAAUUUCACAUUUAUGCGUGUCGUCUCCCACACAGAGCGAUGUGGUUUAUUUAUUUGCUGAGUUGGCUGUCGCUGGUGAUCCAAGUCUCCUUCGUCACUCUGGCCAUCGCUGCUGGCCUGUACUACCUGGCAGAAUUAAUAGAGGAAUACACAGUCGCCACCAGCCGAAUAAUAAAGUACAUGAUCCUGUUCUCGACAGGUGUGCUGGCAGGACUGUACCUGUUUGAGGGCUUCCCUGUGCUCAUGGUGGGGGUCGGCCUCUUUACUAACCUGGUGUACUUUGGCCUCCUGCAGACAUUCCCUUACAUCCUGCUGAGCUCACCCAACUUCAUCCUCUCCUGUGUGUUGGUGGUGGUGAACCACUACAUGGCCUUCCAGUACUUCGCAGAAGAGUACUACCCCUUCUCAGAGGUGCUGGCGUACUUCACCGUCUGCCUGUGGGCGAUCCCUUUCUCUUUCUUUGUGUCGCUCUCCGCGGGGGAAAAUGUGCUUCCUUCCACAAUGCAGCAAGGAGAUGACGUGGUGUCGAAUUACUUCACAAAGGGCAAGAGAGGGAAGCGGUCCGGGAUCCUCCUCAUCUUCUCCUUCCUCAAGGAGGCGGUGCUGCCCAGCCGACAGAAGAUGUACUGAUGCGGGGACGUGGACUCGGGGUGCCGGGCUGGAGGAGGGGCGGGGGUCACUGACAACAACGGGGACACGAGGAAGGACUUGGAGUUCAUCUGCGGAUGGAACUGACAACAGUGGCCGAGCGGGGGAAAGGGAGCACAUCACGGGGACGGACCACUGAGCAGAGCUUCCUGUUAUUUGGCUAGCUGACACGUUUAUACAGGAGUGUUUGUCUGUGUCUGUCUGUCUGUCUGUACUGACUGCCAACAACAUCUUCUAAAGCCCUCUCUGGGCUUUUCUUUGUAGCUGCAAUGCUUUCUUAUUGCCAGCAGGGGAGAAUUGUUUUUACCGGUAUUAAAGUACUCUUGUAUGUCUUAAGAAUGAGUUUGGGGAAGGUUGAAUGGGGGAUAAGCUGGGCCUUCAGGCUGAAUCCUCAGAUCCUGGCGAUGGAUUUUUUUUGUUGUUGUUGCAAGAAAGAAGAUUAACAGUAACUACCAGCAAAACGCUAGUAAAUUGUGACAGCAGUUUCUUUUGCUGGUUGUCCCAAGUUUUUUUUAUUUUUUAUCUUCCACAAAAAAAAAAAAAAAAAGAAAUUUGGCUGGUGGAAAAAGUAGAGGCGGCUUAUAAAGGUUUGCCACCGGGAGAUUUUAAAACUUUGGUUUAACUUGUAAAUUGCAGCAGGGGGCGUCUCGGCGGGCUGUGUCACAUGAUUGGGAGUGAAUUGGGUCGUUGAUCGGGUUCCUCGGGGGCCAAAGAUGCUGUGCAGGGUGUGUUUUCUGGAUACUGGGGUUCAGGCGGGUGUCCAGGAAGGUGCCGCGGUCUGUCUUGGCAGCGUUGCCUUGGUUUGGUGUCCGGUGACGUGGGUCAUACCAGCUACACCCAUCACCUCGCCUCCACGAACGGUCUGCCGGGGUAGUAGGGGGGUUAUCAGCGGGGUUAUGCCGGCGUGAUUUGUUUUUGAUUUGAGGCGUUCACAAAGCACUGCCACCACACCUGGACUGUUUUUAAUGGUGUUAAAUAGUAGAGCAGUGAGUUUUCCCCACCCCGUAUUAAUCGGUUAAUCAACCUUUCACGAACGAGGGCAGGUGAAGACAGGACCCGUGUAAUGACUUCGUAAGCGGGUUAGUACCACAGGACAUAAACUGUAGAAAUGACUUCAGGAUCGGUAGAGUUGGUUUUGUGGAUCGGCUGGAAUUGUCUUUCUAAAUUGGCCGGCGGUGAUGACGUAGGUUGGUUUUCACAGGCCUGUGUGACAAAGGAGUUUUCAUUAAACUGGGCUACAAUGGCCCUUUAUGCAGUAAUAUGUUCAAGGGGAUGAAACAAACCACAGCGACUCAAUAGACGCAUGAUCCUGUGGCAUUUUCAAUUUAAAUUCCGCGAGCUGAACC